Molecule: messenger RNA, 3789 nt
Organism: Adineta steineri
Lineage: Eukaryota; Metazoa; Rotifera; Eurotatoria; Adinetida; Adinetidae
Source: the annotation of a GenBank genome assembly
AUGAAGGAUUAUCAAUCGCAAACGUUCGUUACGAAACAUGAUUUAGAAUUAUUACAUAAAAAAAUUAUUGCAACUGAUUUAAUUGUACAAAAAUAUCAAGAUGCUAAUAAAGCUUUAUUAAGAUUACAAGCCGAAAAUGAUGCUUUCAAACAACAAAUUGAACAAGUUACAAAUGAAUGUUGUAUAUUUGGCAAACAAGUUACAGAAUGUACACAAGAAUGUGAUAAUUUAAAAGAACAAAUUGAAAUAUUAAAUGGUGAAAAGCGUGAAUUACAUCAACAAUUACGUAUAUUACAAGAUGAAAAUACAAAUAAUUAUCAUGAAAUUAUGGUUUUAAAACAGUAUGAAUCAUUAAAAGAAAUAAAUGAUCAAUUAACUAAAACAGUUGAUCGACAACAAAAACAAGUAUCGAAAUUACAACUUCAAGCACAAAGACAAUCAUCUAUUGUUUAUAAGCCAAAUAAAACUAGUCAAGAACCAUCAGAAACAGAAAUUGCAUUAACCAGCUCAAAAAAAUCAGUUCGUGAAUUGAAAUUAGCUCUUGGACGUUUAGUAAAUUUUGUACAAUUAUCUAAGAUUGAAAUUCCGACAUCUCUGAAUAUUCGACCUGUUCUUAAAGCUCAUGAAAUAAAUGACGAUUUUUUGGAGUUUGAAGGUAUAUUUAUCCAUAAACCAGUGAAAAGAAAAGUAAAGAAACCGGUUGUUAGUCAAACUGAAGACAAGAAUGAUGAUGAUGAUGAUGAUGACGAUGAUAACGGUGAUUUUAUUGAUGUUACUGAAACAGUUCCAACUUCAUCUGUAAAUACAACAACUGCACCCGUAAAUAUUAUUGAAGAAACUCCAGUACCAUCAAGAUCUUCUUCUCGUCAACAAGAAAAAAAGAAAGAAAUUCCAAAAACAAAAUCUAAAAAAAAACCUCCAGCAAAAAAUCGUCGACAACCAGAUCGAUCCAAAUCACUAGAUUCACCUACAAAACUUGAUGAUCUUGCCAAUGAACUUGCAAUUGCUUUAUCACAACCGAAUCAAGAAGAACCUAUUUCUCAAUUAUCUACUUUUCUUAGUGAUGAUGAUGAUGAAGAUAAAACAUUGAAGUCAGAUAAGAAACAAGUACCAACAAUUGUUUAUAAUCCUAUGAUUUUACAACCACAAAUUAAUCGUCCAAGAACAAGAUCUACAAUAGGAUUAAAGACUAAAUCACCAAAAACAAUUUCAAAAAAUAUUUCAUUUUUUAGCGACGAUGAUAAUGAAGAAGCGAUUCAAAACAAAUUACCUCCAGUUUUAUCUACUCAUGAACAAAUUAAUUCUUCAUUACUACAAGUCGACAGUAUUACUCCAAUGGAAUAUGAUAUACCAGAUAAAUCUACUAAAUAUAUGUCUUGUCUCAGUGAAGAUGAUGACGAUAAUAAAUCACUAUCAUCUACAUCAACUUCAAUUACCGUUCAGCAACCUAUACAUCAAGAAUAUAUGCCUCGAUUAGACUUAAAUGAAUCAAAUAUUAAUAAAGAUGACAAUCAAUCACAAGCAUCAGUAUUAUCAACAAUUCCUAUAUCUACAACCGAUGUAUUAUCACAAUCUUUAUCAUCUAUUGAAGAUUCACAACCUAAUAAACAAGAAGAAACUGUUCAAGAUGACAAUAAUCAUACACAGCCAACGAAUACACUUGAUCCAAGUCAUACUAAAAUUGUUUUGCGUUUAUUACAUGUUUUAACACAACUACCUACAGCUUUCAAACCAUUACGACCGAUCCGUCGUCGUAUUCAACAAAAAACAAUGCCCGAAAAACAUAUUACUACAUUAACUGAAGAAAACUCGGCUAAUGAAACCAUAGAUACAACAGUUACCGAAAUACCUGUAGAUCUCGUUCGUGAAAUAGAAGAACAAACCUGUACUAUUACUAAUGACUUACCAGAAAAUCAGAUAUUUACAACAGUGGAAGAAAGCAUCAAUACAACUACUGAUAAUUUAUUGGUAGAUAGUGAAAUGACACAUCCUGCAGAAAUAGAUGUAUUAUCAAAUAAUUCACUGUCUAUACCAAUAGAAGAACAAUCAGAACUAAUUGAAGAAAACAAGAUAACUAUUGAUAAUUUACUGGCAAGUCAAUCUUCUAUAGAAGAGAAUCAUGUGACAAUUAUUGAAGAUCUAAAAGAUACACCUACAACUUCUGAACGAAUAGAAGAAGAAGUCGAUACAAGUAUUCAUAGUAUAUCCAAUAAUUUACUUUCCAUACCAACAGAAGAACAAUCACAAUCGACUGAAGAUAAUAGGACAAUAAAAAAUGAAACAUUGGAAGAGCACGUUUUUAUACCAGACAAAGAACAAGUUAAACCUAUUGAAAACAUCAACAAAACAAUUUGUGAAAUAGAUGAAAAAUCUGCAAUAAUCAAAGAACCUUUGAUAAUGUCAACAUCUCCAAAAACAACGUCGUCUAUCGAAUCCAUACAAUUCAAACGACCGCUACCACCUCGUCCUGUUGUUGCUGUAGUCUUAGCGAAACCACAACAAUCUUUAUUGAAACCUAUUCAAAUUUCAAUUAUUUCUCGUCUUCUCCAUGUAUUAACUAAUCUACCUGUAAAACCUCUUAGUCUUCCGUUGCCAUAUCCUUCAGGAAAAAGAAAACGAAAAUCUGUUACAAAAAAAUCUUCUAUUAUUCCUACUCGUCAAACUUCGAAUCCAGUACCUCCUCCUGCACCAAUUCGAAUGCAAACCCGAUCAUUAAAUUCUAUUCGCUCAUGUAUUGCACGUUGUAAUCAACCGAAAACAAUAACUAAAAAACGAACAGCAACUGAAAUAAUUUCCUCACCACCAAAACCAUCAAAACGAAUUAAAUCAACAACUACACAACAAACUCACAAUGAAUAUGAUUUAAUAAUUAAAUUUUUAAAUUCAUUUUCAAAAGAAAUUAAUAACGAAUUAAGUCAAUUUAUUGAACAAAAACUAAAUGAUGAUGUUUUAUUAUUAAAUGAUAAUAUCUAUCGAAUUAUUAGUGAAUUGUUGAUUAAUAAAUGCAAUAUGAUACUUCCAUUUAUUAAACAACUUCAUCCUUAUGAAGAAUCAAUUAAAAUAUUGUUAAUCUAUAUUCAUAGUAAAUCAUCAAGAUUUCAACAAUAUUUUCUAACGAAAUUAAAUCAAACAUUUGAAUAUGAAACAAAACAACCACAACAACAAAUAUCUCAUAAUCAUAUUGAAAUUUUAAAUCGAUUAUUCUUUGUCAGUUGUUCGAUAUUUACAUUGUCUUCAUCUGUAACAAUCUAUGCUCGUUUAUUCGAUAUAGGUUAUUAUUUCUCACAUGAUAUUCUUAUCAAUACAUUAUCAUUUAUUUUAAAUAAUUGUUCAUCAUUAAUAUCAAUUGAUUGUCAAACGAAAUCAUCAAAUAUAUUACUUCAUCAAAUAUUAUUUGAUAUAUUACGAGAAAAAAAAUUUAAUAUAUCAUAUGAAUAUCUAGAAAAUCUUUUUAUUGUGUAUCAUCGAUAUACACAUGAUCAAGAAGAUUUGCAACGUUGUUUUAUAUUGAUAUGUCGUUAUCAAACAUGGUUAUGGUGUUCAAAUGAUUUAUGUAGGAAAUUUCUCUUUCCAUUAUUAAAUCAAAUCAAUGAACAAUAUCAACAACGCGGAAUUAUUUUAAAUAUUUUACAAUAUAUUUUAUUUCUCUAUAGAGAUAAUGAAGAUUUUAAACAAGAUAUUAUCUUUCAUGAUCAAAUAAAACAACUACUAUCAUCAUUAAAGACAAUGAAUAGUUCUGAAUGUAUUGUACGAGAUAAAAUUUUUUCCAUUCUUCAUACUUGUUGUUAA